UUUUUUUUUUCUUCAUUCAUAUCACCUUUUUUUUUAACACAAACAAAUAUUUUUUUUUUAUUUUGAAGAUGACACUCCGCGUUGCAGUACUAGGUGGAUCCAAGGGAUGUGCAAGACAUAUGGUAGCUCAAGGAUUAGAAACAGGGAAAUAUGAAUUCAUCUUGCUUGUACGCAAUCCUGACCAAGUGGACUAUAAUGAAGAGCAAAAAGCCAAAUUGACGUUGAUCAAGGGCGAUGCGUUGGAUGCAAGUGCUGUCAAACAAACAGUGGAAGGCUGUGAUCUUGUCGUGUUUGCCAUUGGUAGUACCAUCACUGCCACUUUCAAGAUGACCCAUCCAGGUUUAUGUCAAAAGGGGAUGAAUGUGUUAUUGAACGUGAUCAAAGGAAUGGAGCAUCCACCAAAGCGAUUGAUUGCCGUCACUACAACGGGGGCUAUGGAUCCGAAAGAAGUACCCUUGUUGUUCCGUCCUCUCUACCAUUGGGCCUUGGCUGAACCUCAUGCUGAUAAAAGAGAAGUUGAGAAUAGUAUUCAAUCAUCAUCUCAUCCUUUCGAUUGGAUCAUCGUGCGUCCUUCCUUACUCACAGAUGGUGCAUUGACACAACAUUAUCGUGCUGAAUCAAAUCGUUUAGUGGGGUAUACUAUUUCAAGACAGGAUGUAGGUCAUUUUUUGUUAAAUCAAUGCUUGGAUGAUGAUGAAGCUAAAAAAUGGAUAAAUAACUAUGUAGUGGUCACUUAUUAAGGUGCUUUUGUAGUAUAUAUCCUAAAUAAAACAGUAUCAUUCAUUUAAAAAAAUACAAGACAAAAAUAAAUGUAUA
This is a messenger RNA of Halteromyces radiatus, 816 nucleotides long. RefSeq lists its product as uncharacterized. Bases 69 to 740 code for a protein of 223 amino acids. NCBI's taxonomy places the organism in Eukaryota, Fungi, Mucoromycota, Mucoromycetes, Mucorales, Cunninghamellaceae. The transcript has a single exon. The record is from RefSeq and is a predicted model, not a curated record.